AUGGCUAGAAGGGUGGAUUUAGUUCUAUGUCUUGUUGCUUUAGUGGCUGCUUCUUUGGGUGUCGAGGGUAGGGAUGUUAGUAAGAUUCAUGAUGUAGAUGUGAAAAAGCCAGAGACGUUUUUGGGUGGAGUUGGUGGUGGUGGGGUGUUUGGUGGCAUAGUAGGGUGGAAGAAGGGGUGGGGUGUUGGGAUUGGGAAGGGUGUUGGGUUUGGGAUUGGGAAAGGAAUUGGGUUUGGGAUUGGAGCUGGCAAGCCUGAUUGCUACGGGAAAGGAGGACUAGGUGGUGUAGGUGGUGGUUCCGGAGGUAGUGUAGGUGGUGGUUCCGGAGGUGGAGUUGGUGGUGGUGCAGGAGGUGGUGCUGGUGUUGGUGGUGGAACUGGUGGUGGUGUUGGAGGUGGUGCUGGUGGUGGCACCGAAGGUGGUGUUAGUGGAGGACAUGGGAAGGGUGGCUACUAUGGAGGUGGUGCUGGUGGUGGCACUGGAGGUGGUGGAGGACAUGGAAGUAAGGGAGGAAGUACAGGUGGAGGGGUAGGAGGAGGUUCAGGAGGAGGAACUGGUGGUGGUGUAGGUGGAGAUAUUGGCAAAGGAAUUGGUGGAGGAAUAGGCAAAGGAAUUGGAGGUGGUAUAGGUAAAGGUAUUGGUGGAGGAAUAGGUGGAGGAAUUUGGAAGGGAGUUGGAGGAGGCAUUGGAGGUGGCAUCGGUAAAGGAAUUGGAGGUGGAAUUGGUGGAGGUAUAUGGAAAGGAGUUGGUGGAGGCAUUGGAGGAGGCUACCAUAAAGGGAUAGGAGGAGGAAUUGGAAAAGGAAUUGGUGGUGGAGUAGGAGGAGGUGUUUACAAAGGUAUUGGAGGUGGAUUCAGUAAAGGGAUUGGUGGUGGAGUAGGAGGAGGUGUUUACAAAGGUAUUGGAGGUGGAUUCGGUAAAGGGAUUGGAGGAGGAAUUGGAAAAGGGAUUGGUGGUGGAGUAGGAGGAGGUGUUUACAAAGGUAUUGGAGGUGGGUUCGGUAAAGAGAUUGGAGGAGGAAUUGGAAAAGGAAUUGGUGGUGGAGUAGGAGGAGGUGUUUACAAAGGUAUUGGAGGUGGAUUAGGUAAAGGGAUUGGAGGAGGAAUUGGAAAAGGAAUUGGUGGUGGAGUAGGAGGAGGUGUUUACAAAGGUAUUGGAGGUGGAUACGGUAAAGGUAUUGGAGGAGGAAUAGGAAAAGGUACUGGCGGUGGCAUUUGGAAGGGAGUUGGUGGUGGAAUUGGAGGCGGUGUUGGUAAAAAGUUUGAAGGAGCAACUGUUGUUGCCCACAAAUCACCAUCACAACACUGA
Chenopodium quinoa (quinoa) is the source of this 1308-nucleotide messenger RNA. Its product is annotated as glycine-rich cell wall structural protein-like. NCBI's taxonomy places the organism in Eukaryota, Viridiplantae, Streptophyta, Magnoliopsida, Caryophyllales, Amaranthaceae. Bases 1 to 1308 code for a protein of 435 amino acids. The transcript has a single exon. The record is from RefSeq and is a predicted model, not a curated record.